Molecule: messenger RNA, 4860 nt
Organism: Melospiza georgiana
Lineage: Eukaryota; Metazoa; Chordata; Aves; Passeriformes; Passerellidae
Gene: CDYL
Product: chromodomain Y like
Exons: 6
Coding region: 336-1697 (453 amino acids)
Cellular component (GO): nucleus
Molecular function (GO): transcription corepressor activity
Source: RefSeq, a predicted model, not a curated record
CCGCCGCCGCCGCCGCCAGCGCCAGAGCAGCAGCAGCAGCAGGGGCAGGAACAGGAGCACCUCACUGGCAUUUAACGAGCGGAGCUGCUAGCUGCGCUGGAGAGAGACGCGCAGGGAGGAGGAGGAAGAAGAAGAGGAGGAGGAGGACGGGAAGCGGAGAAGAAGGAGGGGAAGAGGAGGAGAAGAGGAGGAGGAGGAGAAGAAGAAGAAAAAGAAGAAGAAGAAGAAGAAGAAGACGAGGAGGGAGAGGAGGAGGAGGAGGCCAAACGGACACCAACUGAAACAAAAGUAUUUCCAAACCGGCACCCAACUCCACCUUGUGAGGCUCCCACAGCAUGGCUUCCGAGGAACUCUACGAGGUAGAGAGAAUUGUUGACAAGAGGAAAAACAAGAAAGGAAAAACAGAGUAUUUGGUGCGAUGGAAAGGAUACGACAGCGAAGAUGAUACUUGGGAGCCAGAACAGCACCUUGUCAAUUGUGAGGAAUAUAUACAUGAAUUUAACAGACGCCACAAUGAAAAGCAGAAAGAAAGCACAUUAACCAGGACAAACAGGACCUCUCCAAAUAAUGCCAGAAAACAAAUUUCUAGGUCUACCAAUAGUUCUUUUUCAAAGACAUCUUCUAAAUCUUUAGUUAUGACUAAAGAACACGAGUCAAAAAAUAGUCAACUUUUUUCUGCCACACAGAAGUUCCGGAAAAACAAUUCACCGUCGCUUUCUGGACGUAAAAAUAUGGACCUUGCAAAAUCAGGUAUUAAAAUCCUAGUGCCCAAAAGUCCAAUUAAGAGCCGGACAACAGUUGAUGGCUUCCAGAAUGAAAGCCCAGAUAAAAUGGACCAUAUAGAGCAAGAUCAAGAUGACUCUGUAGCACCAGAAGUAGCAGCAGAAAAACCAGUGGGAGCUUUGUUAGGACCUGGUGCAGAGCGUGCUAGGAUGGGGAGCCGACCAAGGAUACAUCCAUUGGUGCCACAAUUGCCAGUGCCAGUAACAGCCACAAUUGCAUCAGCAUUAACAAUAAAUGGAAAAGGUACACCCACCUUUAUGGAAGCAUUAGCAGCCAAUGGUACAACCAACAUCCAGACAUCUGUGACAGGAGUGACAGCCAGCAAGCGAAGGUUUAUUGAUGACAGGAGAGAUCAGCCCUUUGAUAAAAGGCUGCGUUUCAGCGUGAGGCAAACGGAGAGCGCGUACCGGUACAGAGACAUUGUUGUCAGGAAACAAGAUGGAUUCACACACAUUUUGCUAUCAACAAAAUCGUCUGAAAAUAAUUCAUUAAAUCCAGAGGUAAUGAAGGAAGUCCAAAGUGCACUGAACACAGCAGCUGCAGAUGACAGUAAACUUGUGCUGUUCAGUGCAGUUGGUAGCAUUUUCUGCUGUGGUCUUGAUUUUAUUUAUUUUAUACGACGUUUAACGGAUGAUAGAAAAAAGGAAAGCACUAAGAUGGCAGAAGCUAUUAGGAAUUUUGUGAAUACUUUUAUUCAGUUUAAGAAGCCUAUCAUUGUAGCAGUAAAUGGCCCAGCCAUUGGACUUGGAGCAUCUAUAUUGCCUCUGUGUGACGUGGUCUGGGCCAACGAGAAAGCCUGGUUUCAGACACCAUACACUACUUUUGGACAAAGUCCAGAUGGAUGUUCAUCCCUUACAUUCCCUCGGAUUAUGGGCCUGGCUUCUACUUGUGGUUGUUACUUUUCAUUUCUUUAGAAGUUGUACAAAAAACACAAGCUCUUCCCUAGUGCACUCUUUCAUGUGUGUUUGUGAAUGCUCUCAUUCUUAAAUAGAAAGAUUUUAGUUGAAAGCAUCCAGUGGUAACAAUUCCAAAAUGAUCAGUGCAAAAAGGGGAAAAAAUCCACUGUUUUUAUAAUAUCCUUGACUCUCUGCAGCAAAGCAGUGUCUCUGUGGGACAAAGCUGAACUUUACUCAGUAUAUUUCAUGAAAUAUGUUCAGAAUCCAUACUGAAGACUUUGAUAUAGAUAUAGAAGAUAAAUGUUUGAAGAUAUGUAUAGUAGAUACAGAAGUAUGCUUUUGUCUGUAAAAGAGAGAGAGAAGUCAGCAGGAAGAUAUUAUGAGUGAAAUGCAAAACAUUCAGGGGGAAAAAAAUACAAAGCAAAAAAUUAAGGCCUCUGAAUGCAUCAUAAUAUUUUCUACAAAUAUAUCAAUUCAUCAAGAGUAGCGCCACCCCUAACUCUUGUAAGUCAGUCUUAAAAUGCAAUGUUGUUAGCUGCAGCUAUGUAAAAAUGUUACAUUGCAAGAUUCCUGGAAAUAUCUUCCAUGUGGAGUCAGUCACCUUCUGUGGGUGAGCAGGUCUCUCAUGGAGGGGGAUAUCUUUUUCCCCCAUUUUCAACCAUGGGUUUAUUCCAGGAAAUUUGAACCCCAAACUUUAGGCUUCAAAACUGAUACCGUCUUGGAAUUACCAAGAAUUUUAGAAGUGUCCCUGAACUUGGCUUUUGAGUUUUGAAAAUAAUCUGUAAGACAUUGAGGUGAUGUCUGUAUGGGGAGAUGUUAUUAUGAAUCUGCCAUGGAGCUCUUGCUCUGGCUGUCAGGUCCUAGAUGUGAAGCCCAGGAGCUGUGUGAUCACACAUCACACACUGGGUCUCCCUGCCAGGCCCCAGCAAGCCUGGCAGGAUGUCUUAGCUUUUCUGUCAGUCAGGAGGGAAGCACAGUUCCAUAGUGCCUGGAGUCCCUGUCACAGCCAGGCUCUGGGGUGGUCAGAGGCCAGCUGCCUCCUGAUCAUGGUGCAGGAGAGCUGAGCUGCUCCAUGGCCCUGGUGCCUGUGGCCUUGCACCAAAGGACCCUGGUGAGCCUCAAAGUCCUCACUGAAGAGAGUCCAGAGGUCCAAGUGAAGUUCCUCUGUGGAAGGAGAUGUUUUCUACUUAGAGUAGAAAGUGAAGGUUGCUAAUGAGAUUCUUAGUGAAAUAUUUUUGUCACACUCAUUUCUAUGGCUGUAGUAUAUUUCUUGGAAAGUAACCACCAAGUGAGUUAAUUUUUACAGCAGGUACAAGGCAUGAUUAUGAUUAAAGCUUGUUUAGCAGUUGGUCUCCAGCAGAUGUUGUGUAUAGAUCAAAAGUAAAGAUGCCAGAGCAAGAGAUUUCCCCUCAAAGCCUGUCAAGUGAGAACAUCAAUGGCAAUGCUCAUUUCUUGUGAGACUUUAUGCUAAUACUGUGUUACAGCUGGCAGAAAUAAGAUAACUGUACCAUUCUCACUUAGGGUGUUUCAUGUUCAGGAGAACUCAGCAGUUGCAACUAAGUUUUAGGGGGGAAAAGGGGUUUUCUAGCAUUGGUUUUUAUCCUUGCAAAGUUACAUAUGAAGAAUAUGCAGACCUCACCACCUGGCUUAAAUGCUUGCCUGUCAUAACUAUCAGUUAGAUUGACUUCACAUUUUGAUCUUUCAUAGAAAUGUUAAGUGGUUUUAAAUUAUGUUAGAAGACUAAUUUUUCCCCAACUGUGUAGGAAAAAGGAUUCGGUUUUUAGACAACCAUGUGUACAUCUCUGAUUCUUAUUUAGUAUUUCAGGUUAUUAUUAUUCACAUACAUUCUGGAAAAUGAGAAGGAAUGGUUAAUGAACUUUGUGUAGUUGAUACUGUGUUCACAGAAGGUAGAACUAUAGGGUAUAGAACUCGAUCACAGUGCAAGAGAUUUGGGUUUUUGUCAGCUAAUAUAUGUGAAUCACAGUUUUCCAUAGUAACUCUCAGAGAUGUGCUGAUGGUAAAAUCACAGUAAAAUACACUAGGAAGCUGGCUGGGUUUUUUCCUUGCAUUCCAAAUGGACUGGCAGUCAGGAAGCAAACUACCAGUAGAGCCCAGACUUCAUAUUUCAUUACAAAGGAACAAACAAGAGACUGCAGAAUCUCCACAUCGCUUCAUGUGUAAAAUGCAAUACCAGGAACAUGGUAGCACAGCAAAUGAAUAAUUGUUUAUGAAGUUAAUAAUUAAUUAUUUGAGAUCCUUAACUGAAAGUUGCUGAAAUAAUUACCAGAUGUUCCGCUACUGGAAAAUGUUAAAAACCUCAGUAUUUUUCCCUCAGAAGUGUUACACCUGUCAGGUUUGUAUUUUAGAACAGCCUUAUUUCCUAUAUUUCAUCAAUCCAGUAAUGGCUUUGUAAGUGGCUGUAGGACAAAACUUUAAUGGGGAAAUUGGUAAAUAGUAAAGUGCAUGAUAAUUACAAAUCAAAAACAUAUACAGAACUAGAGAGAGCAUCUUGUUGCAUAGAAGGUGGUACUCAAUUCUGUACCUUGAACCAUGUGCAAGAUCUUUUAAAUAUUGAGGGUUUUUAAUAAGACUGCUAUAUCAGAUACUUAAAGGAUUUAUAAUUUCAGUAUUGGACUGUUGAAGCAAAUGUGAAUGUUUAUUUUCUAUGAAUUUGGUCAGAAAUUGGAAUACAUCCUUAUAAAGGGCAAGCUGAUGUAUUCAUUGCUGGUUUACAGAUUGGCCAGGCAUUAUAACCUAUUCCCACAUACACAGAUAACCAAGUCAGCAGUACUGUGAGAAAGCCAGAGCUAACAAACAUUCACAGCCAGGAAAUGACAGAAGACAUUUUCACAUUUAACCAUUAAUCAUAGACAUCCACAUUUCAAUAACUACUGACCUAGUACUGCUCAACAACACGGACCAGCCAGCUGUAGGCCAGUAUUUUUCUUUUUUUAAUUAAAAAAACUUGGAAGAGCUGUAAUAAAACUAUUUCAAACAGUGCAGGCAUUUUUCUUAUUUGUUUUGAACAUUUUUCCUUUGAUGAGUUUUGUCUCAUUACAUUUCAUACCAGAAGUAACUUUUUAUCCCUUCAGGCCAAUGAAAUGUUGUUCAGUGGAAGGAAGCUGACGGCGCAGGAAGCUUGUGCCAAAGGACUCGUCUCCCAAGUGUUCUGGCCAGGAAC